AUGAGUUGUUCGAUAUCAUCAGCAGCGUCUUCCUACGGUGAACAACAGCCUAUAAGAUCUAUUGCCUCAGACGAAGAGAAAGAUAACGACAUAUGCAGUCUCAGUUGCCUUGUUACAAACUGCCUUUGUACAACCAGUUGUACCACUGGCGAAUCCUCGCCGCCAGCCUUGAAACCUUUUCUCCGUCCUAGUUUAUUUUCCAAUGUGCCUCCGACAAUACGAUUUUAUAGCAAGGAAUCAAAAGUUACAAAACCGAGCAAAGCGAUUCGUUCAACACUAAUGUGGUGUAAAAAUAGUCUUUUACCUAUUGUUAUGCGACAAAGCCUUGCUGCAAGUCAUUUUACAAUAGUUGAUGAAUCGAACUUUUGGAUUGGUUACUGGGGACGACACUUAAAAUCGACUCAGUACCGAGCAAUUAAGCCAUAUCAGAAGGUUAAUCAUUUUCCUGGUGCAUUUCACAUGGGACGAAAGGAUCGUCUUUGGCAACACAUAAAUGAAAUGAUUGCUCUGUGGGGUUUGGAUGAAUAUCACAUUAUGCCAACAACUUAUGUUCUACCACGGGAUGUAAAGAAAUUGAAGGCUUACCUUAACAGUAAUACUCCUCAUAUCGUCAUACUUAAACCGCCUGCAUCUGCUCGAGGCACAGGCAUCAGUAUUGCUAGCAAAAUUAAACAAAUUCCAAAAAAAACACCACUUGUUGCUCAGCAUUAUAUUCAUCGGCCGUUAAUUAUUAAUUCGGCAAAAUUUGAUUUACGUUUAUACGUUUAUGUGACAAAUCUUGAUCCUUUACGUAUAUACUUAUACAAUGAUGGCCUUGUUCGAUUCGCAAGUAUCCCUUAUUCUUCUGCACUUAGCUCGAUGUCAAACAAAUUUAUGCAUUUAACGAACUAUAGUAUCAAUAAGUUGGCACAGUCAGCAGGCGAACGUACGACGCCUGUGCCGAAAUGGAAAUUAUCGGAUUUUUGGACACAUAUAGCUGAGCAUAUAGAUGUAGAUGUUGUUAAACCAAGGAUAAAGGAUAUUAUUAUCAAAGCUGUCCUUGCUUGUGAAAAUCACAUUCGGAUACAUCAGAAAAAACACAGUUUGUAUACUUUCACAAGUCAUGAGCUUUAUGGAAUGGAUAUUUUACUUGAUGACACUCUCAGGCCUUGGUUAUUAGAGGUAAAUAUUUCACCCUCAUUGCACUGCGCAACACCUACAGAUAUAGCCGUCAAAACAACGCUUGCAAAGGACGUACUGAAUCUUUGUGGUAUCCAGAUUCCACCGGAUUUGAUGGAUAAAAGUAAUACGUUAUCUAUGGAUUAUCGCGUAAAAUCAUUUGACGGUAAUAAAAGCAAUGAAGAUUUAAAGAAGGAGCGACAUCAUCUUGAAUAUUUUAAGAGAAAUAGAAAAAUUGAUCGAAGGAUACUGGAUGAACUGACAGGUUGUGACGCACGGAUUUUGAUUGAAUUUGAAGACGAAUUAGAUCGUUCCGGUAAUUUCGAUCUCAUAUUUCCCACCGCUGAGACGAUUGAUUACGUCAAGUACUAUAACAGUCCGUUGACCUACUCAAAUUUGUUGUUGGCGCAAUGGCAAGUGGAGCAAGAGGCACGUGGGCGUGAAAUUGGCAUAGGUAUUUUGGAAGAUAUUUCGAGUAAAAGUGAACAUCUGGCUGAUACAGACAUUUUUGAAAAUGCGAACUGA
Brugia pahangi is the source of this 1683-nucleotide messenger RNA. Lineage: Eukaryota; Metazoa; Nematoda; Chromadorea; Rhabditida; Onchocercidae. The record is from the annotation of a GenBank genome assembly.